Sorex araneus (European shrew) is the source of this 3283-nucleotide messenger RNA. It is a transcript of the gene HOMEZ, whose product is annotated as homeobox and leucine zipper encoding. The transcript is spliced from 2 exons. Gene Ontology annotation, biological process: regulation of transcription by RNA polymerase II. Bases 373 to 1923 code for a protein of 516 amino acids. The record is from RefSeq and is a predicted model, not a curated record. Lineage: Eukaryota; Metazoa; Chordata; Mammalia; Eulipotyphla; Soricidae. Gene Ontology annotation, cellular component: nucleus. Gene Ontology annotation, molecular function: DNA binding; DNA-binding transcription factor activity, RNA polymerase II-specific.
ACCAACUUUUUUGUUCUCUGACCCAGUUUUGAGCCAUCGAGACUGACUGUGAAAUGGAGGGUAGGAGAAACGUUGCCUUCCCAAGGCCUCCUCUCCUCCAGCACCCCCCACCCCCUCUCAUGGCGACCUCAACACACGUUGCGAGACCUGCACCGACUUUGGGGAGGCAGGGCCUUGGGGACCAAGAGGCUUACGACAGGCGCUCCCUCUGAACCCCUAUCCAGCCGUAUCCGAAAACCACGUAGGAAAGAGAACCGAGUCCCGAGAGGUUCCUGGUGUUGCGCCCAACUACAGGAGGCUUCUAAACCGAAAGGAGAAAGCUCAAGCCGAGACCUGUUUGCUAUCUCUGAGGAGCACAAAUCAGAAAACGCCAUGGCUCCUAACAAAGAGGCCAGCAGUCUUAACAGCUCUCCUACGGGGCUCAUCUGCCUCCCCCCAAUCUCAGAAGAACUACAGCUUGUGUGGACCCAGGCAGCCCAGACGAGUGAGCUGGAUGGCAACGAGCAUUUGCUACAAACCUUCAGCUACUUUCCCUAUCCCAGUCUAGCAGACAUCGCCCUCCUCUGCCUCCGCUAUGGGCUGCAGAUGGAGAAAGUCAAGACUUGGUUCAUGGCCCAGCGCCUUCGCUGUGGCAUCAGCUGGUCAUCUGAAGAAAUAGAAGAGACUCGAGCACGAGUGGCCUACCAUCGAGACCAGCUCCAUUUCAAAUCCCUCAUCUCUUUCACUCAUGUGGGGCGGCCCCCAGAGGAGGCACCUCCUUCCCUGCCGCCAUCUGAGCAAGCUGGAACAUCAGUGCCCAUGGCUGUUAGCAAGGCCACCCAAAUCAAAGGAUUGAAGGUAGAGCCUGGGGAUUCCCCAGAGCCACUGAAUCACCAGAAAGCAAAAAAGCCCUCGAUGGCCCCUGGCGGUGAGGCAUUCCCCCACCAACCAGAGUUAUGGCACGAUCUUAAAAGCAGUGGCCUCCCUAAGGAACAGGUGGGCAGGGGUCCCAACCCACCGCAUAGCUCUGGUCCUACUUCCUGGAACCACUCCACAGCUCUCCAGCCACAGGCUAGGGAUCAGCCCCAACCACUCCCCUUACUGGCCAGUAGUUAUAAGCCCGAGUCACCAUCUAAAGUGACUCCACCCUCCUCCUCUACCUCUUCUUCCUCUUUCCAGGUACUGUCUAAUGGAGGUGCUGCCACCUCUAAACCCCCGCAGCCCCCGGGCUGUCUUCCACAACCAUUGUCAUCCAGCGAACCUGCACCAUCCUCUCCACUGGAGCCAACCUGGCCCCACAAGCUAAGGAAUAAUAACUCAGCAGCAGGGAGGGCCGGCCUGGCAGAGUACCUUUCCCCAGAUAUGCAGCGCCAGCGGAAGACCAAGCGCAAAACCAAAGAGCAGCUGGCUAUCCUCAAAUCAUUUUUCUUACAGUGCCAAUGGGCACGGCGCGAAGAUUACCAUAAAUUAGAACAGAUCACUGGUUUACCUCGGCCUGAGAUUAUUCAGUGGUUUGGGGACACACGCUAUGCCCUUAAGCACGGGCAACUUAAAUGGUUUCGGGACAACGCAGUGCCUGGUGCCCCUAGCUUCCAGGACCUGGCUAUUCCCACACCACCGCCUUCAGCACGCUCUUUGAAUGAAUGGGACACGCCACCUCUGCCGACCCCCCCACCCCCACCAGAUAUAGAACCCUUGGAGAGGUACUGGGCAGCUCACCAGCGGCUUCAGGAGAAAGACAUCCCUCAGUUGAGUCAGGCAUCAAGGCUUAGCACCCAGCAGGUACUGGACUGGUUUGACUCUCGAUUACCUGAGCCAGCUGAAGUGGUGGUUUGUUUAGAUGAAGAGGAGGAAGAGGAGGAAGAGGAACUGCCUGAAGAUGAGGAUGAAGAAGAGGAGGAGGAGGAAGAUGAUGAUGAUGAUGAUGUAAUCAUACAGGACUGAGGGGGGCAGAUAGGGGGGUGGGAGGGAAUGUUACUAAAAGAUGAUCCAACAGAGUAACUGUUCAAACAAACCACACUUUUUAAAAAUUACUUUGGCAAAGAUCUGAAAAGCUUUGUAUUCUUGAGCUUGGCGGAUUAGAUCCAAUGAGAGUGGACCAGGGAGGAUGACCUGAGGGCUAGGUGGGGUUUGGGUAGGUAGAAACCCAGGUUUUCUAGCUUCAGUUAAAAGUGCUUUCAGAUCUGGCUUAAAACUCAUGUCAGGGCAGCCAGAGUGGUAGUACAGCAGAUAAGGUGCAUGCCUUGCAUGUGGCUGACCCGUGUUUGAUCCACCUUAACCCAUAUGUUCUUCCAAGACUGCCAUGAGUGAUCCCGGACCCCAGAGCCAGAAGUAAGCCCUAAGCACAGUCAGUUUUGACCCAACCCCUUCCGUCCUCCCCACUCCCCAAAAAACUGGUGUGGGAACAGGCUCCAGGUCUCACAUCUGCUGCUGUUUCCCCUGAUUUUCCUUUAUGUGCUAUGAAGAGGCCAGACCCUGGCCUGCAUCUACAGGAAGACUGCAGAAACUGAGUUAGAGAAUUUUCAGUUUGUGCAUUUCUGCAUGCAAAAUUUCGUGUGUCCUUAAUUACCCUCUGCAAUAUGAGGCUGCCUUCUACCUGUUUCUCCUAAAACAAGUCAUCCCAUGCAUAAACCAGCUAAGACAUAACUCAGCUCAGUAUACCCCAAUCUCUUAAAUAAUCAUAAAUAAUUCCUUUUCCUCAUAGCAAAUUCAUGUAUGUUUUACAUGUUUGCAUUAUGAGUCUCAGCAGAAUAUUUUCCUUUCUGAUACUGGGAUCACUUUGCCUUGUAUAUUUUUUCUUUCUAAAAUCUCCACUCCGCCCACUAUUUGUCUCAGGGUAAAUCUCCCCCCCAUGGAGCCUGUGAAAAAAGUUUAGUAAUUGGGUAGAGAUUAAUUUAGACUAGAUAUUUAUUGGAGAUUAGAAUUGGUGGGGGGUAUCCUUAGAAACCAGCUAACAUAGAUUAGAUAGAGGAGAGGGAAAGGUUUCUACUGUACAGAGGAAUGGUGCAGGGAAGUUCCAGGUUUGGUUUUACAAAUCUGCCACUCCUUCCUGCCUCACUGGACAGCAACUCAGUUUUCAACUUUUUUGGAUUGCUUUGUGUCCAGAAAAAGGCUUUCCCUCUACAGAAUCUAUUUAAGGGACAGAGGGCCCAUCUGUGGUCUUUAACUGAAUUAUCGAUGUUUUAGAGUAAUGUUCACCAGUUGGGGUUAAGCGUGAAGAUACUCAGUGGAUUAAUAUCUAGAAAUAAAAGUGCAAGCCCAAAUUGCCAGAAUAACAAUAAAAAGGCCAGAAAAUAAAAUUGUA